AUGUUCUUGCCUUGGCUGCAGCUGGUUCUACUUCUCUGUGGCCUCACAGCCACGUGGGCUUUUUUGUAUCGCGUUGAUUGGCCCAAAAGACAGUUGGGUUGGUGGCAAAAGCAAUACUACCAGUCAUCAUGGCACCAGAGGCUGCGGUUUACGACUACCCCGAAGCCAGGAGCCACCCCCGAGACGAUUGAGACCCGAUUGGUGUACCCGUGCUAUUGCUAUAAGCCCUCUCUCAAAGGCUUGGCCACCGCCAGUCCCGUCGAAAAGCGAAUGAUUGAGACCAAGGAACUGUUCUUCUUGAAUAAAUAAUAUUUAUAAAUUAAAUUUUCAAUAAAUUCUUUUUGCUACCUA
This is a messenger RNA of Drosophila takahashii, 351 nucleotides long. RefSeq lists its product as uncharacterized. The record is from RefSeq and is a predicted model, not a curated record. Lineage: Eukaryota; Metazoa; Arthropoda; Insecta; Diptera; Drosophilidae.